CCAGCCCUUGGAGCAGCUCCGUGGCCUUGGUCAGCUCCUGUAGAAGUGACCUCAGACUCCUCCAGCCCUCGUGGUGGUGUCCGUGUCCUGCUCCAGUCUGGGCACUCUGUUCCUGACAAUUCUGAGCUCUAGACUGCAAAGACUUGGAAAGAGAAGGCUCUUCCCUUCCAGAGAAGGGUCUGGAAUUUUUUUAUCAGGACAUUUCCAAAAUCAGGAGAUCUCUUGGGUGGGGGAGGCAGGUUUCCAGGAUGGUUUAGGCAGGUGGCACUGGCAAUUUCAGCUGCUCCAGUGAGUCUGGGGUCUGAUGGAGGGAGAAGUCCUUACAGUGUGUGAGACUUUCUAAGGGAGGCACUGAGUGUUCAGAGUCCUCAGGCUGCUGCUGCCCCAUGAUUCUCAUUCCCAGGAUGAAGCCCUUUUCCAGGGCAGCCUGUGGAGCUGCAGGAUGCGAGGGGAAGGUUUUCCAGCCAGAAGAGGGGAUGCUUUCCAUACAUUUACUUCUUUCAGCCCAUUAUCUGCCCCUGUCCCCCUCCUCCUGCUCUGGCUCGCUCUCCCCUCCCGGUGUUUCGGUGCUGAUGGGGUUGUACGUGCCAGUCCCCAUGAGGAUCCCAUUCCAGACACUCAUCCUCCUUUAGAAAACAUCCAAAGUCAAGGCCGUGCAUCCCUAGGAGUGAGUGCAACAGCUUCGAUUUUUGCAUGUUUCCAAAACGAGCUACAGACCCAAAAAUAGAACAAAAAAAAGUUUCUUUGCCACCUCCCUCGCUCCUCUGCAGCGCGACAGCCCCGGGGCGGCUCAGGGGAGGCGGUUGUGCCUCGGCCACUCAAGGCCACCCUGGUUAAAAGGGAGACGCCGUCCUCCCUCUUCCUGCCGAGGGCUUGGGAUGCGUGAGCUGCUGCAGGGAAGAGCCGAGGUGGGACCAUGAGCGCUCUCAGGGGGCUCCUGCUGUGCCUGGUGCUGCUGCUCCCCUCUGCAGCUCUGCCCAGGAAAGGGGAAAGGGAUUCCCUGAUGGAGCUGAGUCUUCUGGAAGAGCUGGGGCUGGAAGCAGAAGGGAGAAAGGUGGGAAAUGGAAGUUUACAGGAGACACCCAGGUCCAGGAGGGCUGCUGCCACUCUCCUUUUCUCCAAGCCUGAGCCGGGAGCCGAGUGUCCCCCGGCUGAGGAGGGGGGCCCGGGCUGGUCCCGCUCCAGCCCGCAGCCCUGGCCCCUCGGGGGCCUGGAAGGGCCCGUGUGCAGGGUGAGGAUGGAGCAGGACGGGGCCACCCCGAGGCACCUGGAGGUGGUGGGUGUGCUCAGCCACUACGAGAGCAGCUUCAUCAAACUGCUGAGACGGCGGCGGAGCUGGGACGGGAACUUCCCGGGGACCUUCGGGCUGUGCCGGGCCGGGGAGGCGGCGGCUGCUCCCCAUCCCCUGCAGAGGAUCCACGAGCACGUGCUGGAGCCGGGGCGGGAGAGAUUCCUCGUCCUGCACCUGGAGGAAGUGCAGUGGGAAGCGCAGGUGAAGCUGCGGUUCCAGCUGGUUUUCCAGGCGGAGGUGGGACGGGCUCUGGGAGAGCUGCAGGCGGCCGUGAUGCUCUUCUACCUGGGCCGCCGGGAGGGCCGGGGCUCCGGGCCCCCGCAGGAGCUGCUGCUCACCGGCCCGGGGCUGGAGCGGGACCAGAGGCUCUGCCUCUCCAGGGACACGCAGUACCUGGCCCUGGCAGCCGCCGCAGCCUCGGUCACCCGCAGCGCGGAGCGGCUCCGCUUCUCGGCUUCCCUGGCCAUCCACGGCGGAGCGGGAGCAGGUGCCCCCCUGCCCCGCACGGAGGUGCAGCAGCUCCUGUUCGGCUCCGAUGACAAAUGUUUCACCCGGAUGACCCCGGUGCUGCUGCUGCUGGCCAAGUCACGGCAGCAGGAGGAGGAAGAGGAGGAAGAGGACGCUUUGGCCUCAUCCUCCUACCAAUCUGCUGAGGGGGUGCUGGACAUGGCUCCGUACCCACAGCUCAGCCCACCCCAGGCCGGGACCGAGGAGCUGCCGACCCCCACUGCCCCGAGCCAAGCCAACACUUCGUCCCCAGCGCCCGGGGGCAGCGCCCAGUUCCUGGCAAUCCUGACCCGCUUCAUCCGGCAGCUCCUGAGCUCCUCCAGCGAGCCGCCCCCCCAGCCCAGUGCCCACCACUGGCUGGACUUCGAGGCGAUGGAGACCCUCCCUCACCAGCUGCUCAACCUGUCGGAGGAGGCGGCGCUGGAGCGGCUGGUGCAGUCGGAGGAGCCCUCGGUGCUGCUGCUGGCCCAGGACAGCGGGGCCGUGCUGGAGCAGCACCUGGGGGACUGCAGCAAAUCUGGGCAGGGUGGAGAGAAGGAGGAGGAGGAGGAGGAAGUGGGGAAUCUGGCAGGAGGCUGA
This is a messenger RNA of Cyanistes caeruleus (blue tit), 2377 nucleotides long. The record is from RefSeq and is a predicted model, not a curated record. NCBI's taxonomy places the organism in Eukaryota, Metazoa, Chordata, Aves, Passeriformes, Paridae.